CCAGGACCUGUUCACACUGAGAGUUUUAGUCGCUAAGAAUAAAUUUCGCAAGCUUAAAAAUUUGCAAAAAAAAUUGAAAUAGGCGCUCAAAGACAUUAUCAAGUGCAAAAGAGACCUAUAAUUGUAUUAUCAACAUGGCAGAAGCUGUAAAAAAAGAAAGUGGUACCCAGCAGCGACCAUUGGAUGGUGGUGGAGGAGGGGGUGGCAGUGGGGGUGGAGGCGGAGCGGGAAUGCCGAAAAGGAAGCAUCGGCGGGGCAAAAAGUCGAAGAUGCUGCCCAAGAAAACCAAGAAUCAUUACCCACAGUGGAAACUAGAUAUGCCAACAGGUGCAGGAGCUACACUCGAGGGAAAUAUCCGACAUACUAGCCGCACAAAGUUAGUAAGGUCGCGAUCCCUCCUCGUCCCUUACAACACAAACCGCUUCCUAAUGGAAGAGCACAUGUCCGAGCUUCACAAAGACGACUCCGAUGACAAUUGCUUUGGCUCGCAGACCGAGGAUCAGGUGCUUUUCCUCUCCAAGGAAUUUUCUAAUGUCUACGAAAGGGCACGACUUGAACGUCUGGAGACAAUGAGCAAGCAAGAUCUCAUCCAGGAGUGUAUGCAGAUAGAGGAUCGUUAUUCCAAGGCCCAGAACAUAUCUAAAGAGUUUGGCGCCAAGAUUCGCGCGCAGGAUGAAAAGUUGCGACAGUUGACAAGGGAGAAUCAAUUUUUGCGCUCCCACUUUCUGCGCUCGUGCUCCACGGCAGCUGGACCAGCGGCAGCUGCUGCGGCCGCUGCCUCCCCGCCAUCGGCAGUUGCUCCCACUCCCAGUUCCGCCUGCGAUCUGCAAGCCAGACAACAGCCGCCACAGCAGCCACAACCCACACCCAUGGACUCUUCUAGCGAGGACAGCGAGAGCGACAGCAGCAGCACCACCUCGAGCACCACUUCCAGUACUUCAUCGAGCAGCAGCGAUGGAAAUGAGAUGGGCGUGGCUGGACUGAACAUUGCCAAUGGUCAUGCCGAACGGCAUGCACGGAGCCGUACCCGCUCUAGGUCCAGAUCGCCAAUCCACCUAAAUGGCCAUGCAAAUGAGGAGGAGCGCCAGCGCUUGCUGGAUGGCAAUCAAAUGGAUGAAGAUGACAACUCCAGUGAUGUCCCAAAGCCAGGCGAUGCUGUAGUUAAAUAGGAUGGAGUAGGCAUUUCCGCCUUGUGUAAAUAGAAGACUCAAUUAUGGUAGAAUUUGGCGACAUAUAAAAAGAAACCUUGUUUAGUUUUUAAUUCAUAUGUGGGCUCCUCAAGCGUGGGGUUUACAUUUCAAUCAUCAGUUCAUCAUCCAUUGAAAGCAUUAGCAUUAUUUUAUUAUCUGCGGAAGAUGCCUCCCAAAUGUAUUUUCGUUGGUAUGUCUGGUGUAAAAUACUUUAAGAUGUUGCCUCGACACGUUGAUUUUAAUGGAAUUUUGUAUAAUGAAAACUCGAUUUGUAGAUAAAUAAAAAGUUAAAUCGUGAAUAAA
Molecule: messenger RNA, 1493 nt
Organism: Drosophila eugracilis
Lineage: Eukaryota; Metazoa; Arthropoda; Insecta; Diptera; Drosophilidae
Gene: Hexim
Product: protein HEXIM1
Exons: 3
Coding region: 135-1169 (344 amino acids)
Biological process (GO): negative regulation of transcription by RNA polymerase II; negative regulation of cyclin-dependent protein serine/threonine kinase activity
Cellular component (GO): cytoplasm; nucleus; nucleoplasm
Molecular function (GO): 7SK snRNA binding; cyclin-dependent protein serine/threonine kinase inhibitor activity
Source: RefSeq, a predicted model, not a curated record